CAGUGUGCAAAAAGUUAAUUUUCACGUGCUCAGUCAGCAAUUUCCCACCAUUUAAACGCUAAAUCACGAAUUUCAUUCAAUCAGUAAAAAAUGGCAAAGGCUCCAGCUGUUGGUAUUGAUUUGGGCACCACCUACUCCUGCGUGGGAGUUUUCCAGCAUGGAAAGGUGGAAAUUAUCGCCAAUGACCAGGGCAACCGCACCACGCCGUCCUAUGUGGCAUUCACGGAGACUGAGCGUCUCAUUGGUGAUGCCGCCAAGAACCAAGUGGCCAUGAAUCCAACAAACACCAUCUUUGAUGCUAAGCGUUUGAUUGGUCGUAAAUUCGAUGAUCCAGCUAUUCAGGCUGACAUGAAGCACUGGCCUUUUGAGGUUGUGUCCAUUGAGGGAAAGCCCAAGAUUCAGGUCUACUACAAGGAUGAGAAGAAGACUUUCUUCCCAGAGGAGAUCAGCUCCAUGGUGUUGACAAAGAUGAAGGAGACAGCUGAGGCUUAUUUGGGUAAGACGGUGACCAAUGCCGUCAUUACCGUACCGGCCUACUUCAACGAUUCCCAGCGUCAGGCCACCAAGGAUGCCGGCACCAUUUCCGGUCUCAAUGUUCUCCGUAUUAUCAAUGAGCCAACUGCGGCUGCCAUUGCAUACGGUUUGGAUAAGAAGACCUCAGGCGAGAGGAAUGUGCUGAUCUUCGAUUUGGGCGGUGGUACCUUCGAUGUGUCAAUCCUCAGUAUUGACGAUGGUAUCUUCGAGGUGAAAUCCACAGCUGGAGACACCCAUUUGGGCGGUGAAGAUUUCGACAAUCGCCUCGUGAAUCACUUUGUGCAGGAAUUCAAGCGUAAGCACAAGAAGGAUCUCACCAGCAACAAGCGUGCUCUUCGUCGUCUCCGUACGGCAUGCGAGCGCGCAAAGAGGACCCUGUCAUCGUCCACUCAGGCCAACAUUGAAAUUGACUCUCUCUUCGAAGGCACAGACUUCUACACCUCCAUUACACGUGCUCGCUUUGAGGAGCUCAAUGCCGAUCUCUUCCGCUCGACCAUGGAACCCGUGGAGAAGGCCAUCCGCGAUGCCAAGAUGGACAAGAGCACCAUUCACGAUAUCGUCCUCGUGGGUGGCUCCACGCGUAUCCCCAAGGUGCAGAAGCUUCUUCAGGACUUCUUCAAUGGGAAGGAUCUCAACAAGAGCAUCAAUCCCGAUGAGGCUGUGGCCUAUGGUGCUGCCGUCCAGGCCGCCAUUCUCCAUGGUGACAAGUCAGAGGAGGUACAGGAUCUCCUGCUGCUCGAUGUGACACCACUGUCGCUGGGUAUUGAAACAGCCGGUGGAGUCAUGAGUGUCCUCAUCAAGAGGAACACUACCAUUCCCACCAAGCAGACCCAGACAUUCACCACCUACUCCGACAAUCAACCCGGUGUGUUGAUUCAGGUGUACGAAGGUGAACGUGCCAUGACCAGGGAUAACAACUUGCUCGGUAAAUUCGAAUUGUCUGGCAUCCCACCGGCUCCACGUGGUGUCCCACAGAUUGAGGUGACAUUCGACAUUGAUGCCAACGGUAUUCUCAAUGUGACCGCCCUGGAGAAGUCCACCAACAAGGAGAAUAAAAUCACCAUUACCAAUGACAAGGGUCGUCUGAGCAAGGAGGAGAUCGAGCGGAUGGUUAAUGAAGCUGAGAAGUAUAGGAGUGAGGAUGAGAAGCAGAGGGAGACCAUUUCUGCUAAGAACGCCCUCGAAUCUUACUGCUUCAACCUCAAGGCAUCCAUGGAGGAUGACAAGGUGAAGGAUAAGAUUAGUGAGCAGGAGAAGAACACCGUUCUCGAGAAGUGCAACGAGACCAUCAAGUGGUUGGAUGCUAAUCAACUUGCCGACAAGGAGGAAUAUGAGCACCGUCAGAAGGAAUUGGAACAGGUGUGCAACCCCAUCAUGACUAAGAUCUAUGCUGGAGCUGGUGGUGCACCAGGUGGCAUGCCAGGAGGAUUCCCAGGUGGCUUCCCUGGUGGUGCUCCAGGUGCCGGUGGUGCUGGGGCCGGUGCUGCUCCCGGUGGCGGCUCUGGACCAACCAUUGAGGAAGUUGACUAAACAAAUCGUCGCCGCCUACUUCGUUUGCAACACAGUAUCUGCUGCCACUACGUAGAAAAUUUUACAUCAUGCGAAAUCUCAAGCUCAGCGUUCAAUUUUAUGCGAAAAUAUUCAGUGAAUUCUUAAAAAAAAAAACUUACCUUCUACAGAAAACUUACGCGUUACUCGAAGGAGUGCCGUUUUCAGACACUUCCUGUAUUUUAUCCAUUCCAAAGCAUUUUGCAGUAAGCCACUGAAUGGCACCACAAUGAAUUAAAAACGCUUUGUAGUUGAAUUGAAUUGAAAUUCCAGAAAAUAUAAUCAUCCGUACCACCAAA
Lutzomyia longipalpis is the source of this 2381-nucleotide messenger RNA. RefSeq names its product heat shock 70 kDa protein cognate 4 (gene Hsc70-4). Gene Ontology annotation, biological process: protein refolding; cellular response to unfolded protein; vesicle-mediated transport. The transcript has 4 exons. Gene Ontology annotation, molecular function: misfolded protein binding; ATP binding; ATP hydrolysis activity. The record is from RefSeq and is a predicted model, not a curated record. The coding region runs from base 91 to 2064 and encodes 657 amino acids. NCBI's taxonomy places the organism in Eukaryota, Metazoa, Arthropoda, Insecta, Diptera, Psychodidae. Gene Ontology annotation, cellular component: nucleus; cytosol; plasma membrane.